UUGAAAGCAGAACGGAAUUCACCCCACCAAGCAACCUCUUUAUCUCUCUCUCUCUCUCUCUCUCUCUCUCUCUCUCUCUAUUUCUUCCUCAGAUACACACACAGAUUACUUAUAAGGGUUUGUUAGCCUAGACGUUGCAUCAAUCUCUGGUAGAGAGACCUCUUUGCCCAAACCUUCUAGCUUCUGCCCUGCUGCCUUUGCCUUUAGCUUUCUAACGGAAAACACCUCUUUAUAUUCUCCUUUCUCUGUCUUCUUUCUCAUCAUCUUCAUCUUCUUCUUAUCUUUUUUGCCCUUCACAACUUAUUUUACGCUCUUCCCACUUCAACCCAUACCUUCUUUUCUAUGCUUUUGCAGAGUUUAAUUGCUACCUCUUUAAUUUAUUUGGAUCCUUGAACUAGCUAGCUAGCUAGGGUUUUCUGCUACUACUGUUUUAUUUGGAUUCUUUGGUCUUCUUGUAUAAUUAGAAAAUCAUCAGAUGUGUACCAGAGGUCAUUGGAGGCCAGCUGAAGAUGAGAAGCUUAGAGAGUUGGUCGAACGCUAUGGUCCUCAUAACUGGAACGCCAUAGCCGAAAAGCUUCAAGGAAGAUCAGGGAAGAGCUGUAGGUUGAGAUGGUUUAAUCAGCUGGAUCCAAGAAUCAAUCGAAGCCCUUUUACAGAAGAGGAAGAAGAGAGGCUUCUUGCAUCUCAUCGGAUUCAUGGGAAUAGAUGGGCUAUUAUUGCAAGGCUUUUCCCUGGUCGAACAGAUAAUGCUGUGAAGAACCACUGGCAUGUUAUUAUGGCAAGAAAAUGCAGGGAAAGAUCCAGACUUCAAGCUAAAAGAGCUGCUCAAACUUUAGUUAACGACCAAAAAUUUUCCUCCUCCUCCUCCAAACAAGAUCGUGUGUUGUUCAAUCCUGAAACUGCCAAUAAUCUUGCUUCAUUUGUUGAUAAAUACUGCGAUAGAUACUAUAAUCAGUAUCCUUUCCCUCGCAACUAUCUUCGGCCCUUUUGCCAAGCCAGUGAAAAUAAUCCCAGUCUCUGUGAAGGUAAAAAACAGGCGAUAGAGUUUUAUGAUUUUCUGCAAGUAAACACAGACUCUAGCAGAAGUGAAGUGAUAGACAAUGCAAGAAGGGAAGAUGAGGAAGUAGAACAAGAAGCCAUGGAACAGCAGAGAAAAGCUGGUUUGCAAUUCAUUGAUUUUUUAUCAGUCGGGAACUCUUCGUAGCACAAGUCUCUGAGGAUGAUGAUGAUGAUGAUGAUGAAUUGACUUUAGAUUAUACAUUGUAAGCAUAACUAAUUUAAGAAACAUAUAUAUAAAUAUGCAACAAUAUGUAGGUAAGCAUGCAGAACUUGUAUGCAAGAUCAUAUAGAAAGCAAAAGCUUUAUGUGCAAGGAUGUGUUAAUGUAAAUCCAUAUACAGUAUAACGUUGAACAGGCUUAAAUCUUCCAAUUCCACCAUCUUAAUUUGUUGAUUAUUCCAUUAA
Molecule: messenger RNA, 1463 nt
Organism: Hevea brasiliensis (rubber tree)
Lineage: Eukaryota; Viridiplantae; Streptophyta; Magnoliopsida; Malpighiales; Euphorbiaceae
Product: transcription factor MYB52
Exons: 3
Coding region: 476-1204 (242 amino acids)
Biological process (GO): regulation of DNA-templated transcription
Cellular component (GO): nucleus
Molecular function (GO): RNA polymerase II cis-regulatory region sequence-specific DNA binding; DNA-binding transcription factor activity, RNA polymerase II-specific
Source: RefSeq, a predicted model, not a curated record